AUGUCCUUCCACAGCCACCCAGACAACAAGCGUCCACAAGCCCUAGGUGAAUCUGUCGAGUCGCGCGUACGAAUUUCCUACCAGAUUGAGACUGGAAGUACUAGCAAGUACAUCGACCUUGGGACAGGGUCCGCCAACCCUCGUUCCGAAUACCAUUGUGAGAUCCGGUAUGACGGAAGUGUGAAAAUCUGGAACGUUAUCGGCAACCACAGGUUCACAGUUGAGUACGAACCGAAGCAGGUUCUAUUCGAGGCCUUGAAGAAGCGCAAUGCUGGAGGUGACUGGGUUUAUCUAGAUCCGCGAUAUGACUCGUGGACCCCAAAUGCUGGCGGCCAACCCAACACGCAGCUGGUUGUGCGCAUGCUUGACGAUUCGCCGACUGCUACCCUUUCCCGUGAGCAUGACACCCUGAGGAAUUCUUUGGCUACCACAAACGUCUUUCCUCUCGCUCGAUCAUAUAAGCUGUUCACCUGGGUCAAGCUGCAUUUGUUGGACGCUUUUCGCAGCCGGAAAUGGCAUUCUGAGUUAAUUGUCCGACUCAUAACCGAAGCAAAGCUUGGCCACGCCCGCAAAGAUACCCGGCAGCCAGACCGCGAUGUGAUGAUGGAUGGUGUUUCGGGUACCUCAGAGACGCUUGACCCGCAUAUGAUGGCCUUCCUCGACGCUGAAGAAGCCGCCAUGAAAGCCGAACGAGUGGACGGCGGAGCGAUUACGGCAGCGGUAAGAGCAAUGAGGACUUCAUUAUCAGGACCAGAAACGAACACCACAUAUCGAUUACCCAUCAAAGCAAUGUUUGAGUACCAAGGCAAGGCCGUCAGAGACGUUGUGCCACUCGCAGAAAAGGGGUGUUCGGUCGAUUUCUCCCCUUUCGAUGACAUCAACCCGUCUCAGCAGAAGGCGAUUCAGAACAUCUUCGCGUACCCAGUGUCACUCAUUCACGCUCCCCGUGGCUGUGCAUUGACGGCGACUAUCGUCUUCGCGACGGAGGCUAUCCUACGUAAGGCUCCGAAAACGAAGAUCCUCGUUUGCUCGAGGUCAAAUGCUGCAGCGGACCAGAUCGAUUCCGGGUUCAGCAUACGUCAACAUCUAUGCGGUGUUCGGUUCGGACAUCUGCGAUUCUUGCCGCGCACGACAGACGAGCUCCAAGAUGUUCGAGUCGUCAUUUGCACGUACGCAACGUCUGGGAUUGAGCGACUCCUGAAACACUGGGAUGCUCAGGUCCUUAUCGGUGACGAUGCUGGCAGCAUCAGGCAUUACGAAUUGAUUGUCCCAAUCUCUGCGCAUUUAGAGUCCCUGACCCGGUUGGUUCUCCUGGGCGACCACAUCCAAAGUAGUCCUUCCGCAUCCACAGCAGCGGGACGCAUGGCCUGGGAUAAAUCGAUCUUUGAGAGCAUGAUGGACAGAGAAUGGCCCCGGCAACUGCUCGACGUCAACUACUUGACGCACUCGGACCUGUGGUAUCUGACAAGCUUUGUCUUCUAUCGCAGCCUAAUUUCAGCGGCACGAAGCACGACCAACCCAGGGCCGUUCUUGACCAAACUCCUGACGAGAUUCGAGGCAGGUGUGCGGAUCGAGGACAAUCGUGGAGGCACCGCGAGGAUCUCUUCGUUUGCACAUUUCUUCGACAUCCGUGACAGGCGAAAUGAAAGCAUCGACCCCGAAGUUAGCUGUGUGGAGACGGUCGUAAACGCGUUACUUUGCAGCGAUGCGUGCAAAGCAGAUGAAAUAAUCGUGGUUCAUGGCUCGCGCGAGUAUCACGAUCUUCUAACAUUCAAGUCCACGAGCAAUGGCUGGUCGGCCGUAACCAUCGAACACGUCGCUUCGGCUCAAGGCCUCUCUCGGAAAGUUGCCGUUAUCUGUCUACCGCGGAGUGAAGAAGAGCUCGUCCACUCGCCCAUGAGCCAGCGGCGUAGCGUUAGUGCCAUGAUGUCGCUUGCCUCGGAUGUAUUCUUCGUCGUUGGAACGUGGAAGUCUAUUUGCCUUCUGGACCACACGAACGACCUGCAACGAGUGCUGUUCUGCAUGGACGAAACAAUCGAGAAAUUCCUGCUCCGAGUCGGCGAAAGGCCCUACACCUACAGUGUAGAGGGACUGGUUACUGCGAAGAACGCAGAGGCACGGGGAUCGUAG
Molecule: messenger RNA, 2130 nt
Organism: Cladophialophora carrionii CBS 160.54
Lineage: Eukaryota; Fungi; Ascomycota; Eurotiomycetes; Chaetothyriales; Herpotrichiellaceae
Exons: 1
Coding region: 1-2130 (709 amino acids)
Molecular function (GO): helicase activity
Source: RefSeq, a predicted model, not a curated record